Falco peregrinus (peregrine falcon) is the source of this 10016-nucleotide messenger RNA. It is a transcript of the gene PDPR, whose product is annotated as pyruvate dehydrogenase phosphatase regulatory subunit. The coding region runs from base 558 to 3197 and encodes 879 amino acids. NCBI's taxonomy places the organism in Eukaryota, Metazoa, Chordata, Aves, Falconiformes, Falconidae. The record is from RefSeq and is a predicted model, not a curated record. Gene Ontology annotation, cellular component: cytoplasm; mitochondrion; mitochondrial matrix. Gene Ontology annotation, molecular function: oxidoreductase activity; protein binding. The transcript is spliced from 18 exons.
GCCGUAAAGCGCGGAAGGUCAGGCAGGCCUCCCCCUGCCCCAGGUGAGCCGGCGCGUCCCCGCGGCCCCGGCCCGCUCCUGCGGCAGCCGCCGGGGCCCAGCCCGCUCGGGGCCGCCCGCCGCCGCCACCGCUCCUUGCCCGGCCCUUCCCCUGCCGGCGGCCCUGCCUCGUUCCCCCCGCGCGGGGCCGAGCAGGCCGAGGCGGCGGCGGCUCCCCGCCGUGGCGCCGGCCCCUCAGGCCGGGCGCGGGCAGCCUGACGGCGGUACCGUGCCUGGGCGCGGGUCUGCGGCGUGAGGCGGGCCGCGGGUGAGGGGAGCACAGGGCCCUGCCGUGACCUCCCCGCCGCGGGUAGCGGGCUGCGCCGGGUGGGCGCUGCCACAGGUCCUGGGUAGCGCCUGGUGGCAAAGCUCACGUUAGCGAGGGCGCGUCCGUGGUGCCUUGUGCUAGUGACUGUUCGCAGACUUGGUUUCCUUCCUCAGAAGGAGUGGUACUGAGUUAACGUCCGAACACAUCUAGGUGGUGCUUUAAAAAAAACAACUGACAAAUAGCUGCCAGGAUGUUUCUCCGAUUACUGUCAGAUACCCGGUGGCGGGCGGCUAACCCCAAAUGGAGGAGAAUGACCUGCUCCCGGCGAAGUACCUCAAGUACUCAAGAACCUCACCCGGCUUCCUUGCCAGCACAGGCGCAGGUUGUCAUCUGUGGUGGUGGAAUCACAGGCACCUCUGUGGCAUAUCACCUUUCCAAGAUGGGUUGGAAGGAUAUAGUCUUACUUGAGCAGGGCAGGUUAGCUGCUGGUACCACUCGCUUCUGCGCUGGCAUCGUGAGCACGGCCAGGCAUGUGUCCAUAGAGCUGAAGAUGGCAGACUAUUCAAACAAGCUCUACCAGCAGCUGGAACAAGAGACGGGAGUAGUAACAGGGUAUGUGAAGACAGGCUCUAUUUCACUGGCUCAGACUCAGGAUCGACUGAUCUCCCUGAAACGCAUUGCUUCAUCGCUGAACGUAAUGGGUAUACCUUGUGAAAUUAUCACCCCAAAGCAAGUGGCACAACUCCACCCACUGAUCAACAUCCAUGACCUUGUGGGGGCCAUGUAUGUGCCAGAAGAUGCACUCGUGUCAUCUGCCAAUGUGAGUCUGGCUCUGGCAACCGCUGCCUCACGGAAUGGUGUCCAGAUUUACGAACGAACGAGUGUCAGUCAUGUUGCAGUCCAGAAUGGUUGUGUGACUGGAGUCGAGACCGACAGAGGACAGAUUCAGUGCCAGUACUUUGUCAACUGUGCUGGCCAGUGGGCCUAUGAAUUGGGGCACUCUGGGAAGGAACCAGUCAAUAUCCCCCUCCAUGCCUGCGAACACUUCUACCUCCUGACACAUCCUUUGAAGGAACCUCUGGCAAGCAGCUUACCAACUAUUGUAGACCCAGAUGGCAGGAUCUACAUACGCAACUGGCAAGGUGGCAUCCUCUCGGGAGGCUUUGAGAAAAACCCCAAACCUCUCUUCACGGAGGGACGGAACCAGCUGGAGAUUCAGAACCUUCAAGAAGAUUGGGAUCAUUUUGAGCCCCUUCUGAGUGCCCUUCUGCGCAGGAUGCCGGAUUUGGAGGCUCUGCAGAUCAUGCAGUUAGUGAAUUGCCCCGAGUCCUUCACACCAGAUAUGCGGUGCAUAAUGGGAGAGUCACCCACCGUGCGGGGCUAUUUCGUUCUGGCUGGCAUGAACUCAGCUGGUAUCUCAUAUGGUGGGGGAGCAGGCAAGUAUCUGGCAGAGUGGAUGGUAAAUGGGUAUCCAUCAGAAAACGUCUGGCCACUGGAUUUGAAACGUUUUGGUGCCCUUCAGAGCAGUCGCACUUUCCUCCGUCACCGUGUGAUGGAAGUAAUGCCCCUCAUUUGUGAUCUGAAAGUUCCCCGUUGGGACUUCCAGACUGGCAGGCAGCUGCGUACUUCACCGCUGUAUGACCGCCUGGAUGCACAGGGAGCUAGGUGGAUGGAAAAGCAUGGAUUUGAGAGAGUCAAAUAUUUUGUCCCACCUGGGAAAGAUCUGCUGGAUUUGGAUCAGAGCAAAACCUUUUACAAACCGGAUUGGUUUGAUAUUGUGGGUUCUGAAGUCAAGUGCUGUAAGGAAGCAGUUUGUGUCAUUGACAUGUCAUCUUUUACCAAGUUCGAAAUAAGCUCCACAGGAGACCAGGCCCUGGAGAGUCUGCAGUAUCUCUUCUCAAAUGACCUGGAUGUGCCAGUUGGGCAUGUUGUGCAUACGGGCAUGCUUAAUGAGAAAGGAGGUUAUGAGAAUGACUGCAGCAUAGCACGACUGAGCAAACGCAGCUUCUUCAUGAUCUCCCCUACUGACCAACAAGUCCAUUGCUGGGCCUGGCUGAAGAACCGCUUACCCGACGACGGCAACCUGACCAUGGAAGACGUGACCUGGAAGUACACGGCUCUCAAUCUGAUCGGCCCCCGUGCUGUCGAUGUCUUGUCAGAGUUGUCAUAUGCCCCGAUGACUCCAGAACACUUCCCCUCUCUCUUUUGCAAGGAGAUGAGCGUGGGCUAUGCUAAUGGCAUCCGUGUGAUGAGUAUCACUCACACAGGAGAACCUGGAUUCAUGCUUUAUAUCCCCAUAGAGUACGCCCUUCACGUGUACAACGAGGUGAUGAACAUGGGACAGAAGUACGGCAUUCGGAAUGCCGGUUAUUACGCGCUCCGCAGCCUGCGCAUUGAGAAGUUCUUUGCGUUCUGGGGCCAGGAUCUGGACGCUUUUACCACUCCUAUGGAGUGUGGACGCGAGUUCCAGGUCAAGCUGGACAAGGGAAUGCAGUUUGUCGGCCAGGAAGCACUGUUGGAACAGAAGCAGAGUGGUGUGUACAAGCGCUUUACCAUGUUCAUUCUUGAGGACCAUGACACGGAUAUGGACCUCUGGCCCUGGUGGGGGGAGCCCAUUUUCCGCAACGGCCGCUAUGUGGGCAAGACCACCAGCAGUGCCUACAGCUACACGCUGGAGCGCCACGUCUGCCUCGGCUUCGUGCAGCACUUUGACGAGAAGACAGGAGAAGAGCUGGUGGUGACCACUGACUUCAUCAACCAGGGCGAGUAUGAGAUUGACAUUGCUGGGCAGCGCUUCCAGGCCAAAGCCAAGCUCUACCCCUUCAGCUCCCUCUUCACACACCGUCGCCGCAAGGAUGAGGUGGAACUGAGCGGCUACCAGAGGGAGUAGUGCUGACUAGACCCGACCUGCUCCUUUUCCCACGCUGGAGUCUUCUCCCACUAUCUUCCAGUCCUUUCUCCUCGCUCCAUGUAUUCCUUUCUUUUCCUUUCUUGUCCUUCAACUUUUAAACUUUUUCCAGUGUGUUAUAUUUUGUAUAUUUUAAAACUUUAAUUUUCAAGCUUUCCCAAUCCUGUCGGUCUCCCUCCUUCAACCCUUUGCUUGCCAGGCUCCCCUGUGCCCCAGCAGAUGAAGCACAGUGCUGAGCAUGCAUCCAGAAGUCCAUGGGAAGCCUGUAUAGGAGUGAACCCCACCAGGGGCCCUCACCUCGUGGUGGUGGGAAGAAUUGGGGUGAACCUCUGAGGACUAGACCCUUCCUCUCUCCUCUCCAGCGUAAGGCAUGGGACAGCAGGUGUUUGCUGCCUGUGGUUCAGAUGAACGCUGUGACUUCACCCUGCUCUCCGCAUACCGCGUUGUAAGAGGGGUCGGCACGUUGGUGCACACAGCAAUAGAACGAUCAGCUACCUCACUGGCACGCACUUCUCUGCCUUGGUAGUACCUCAGCUGAAGGGAUUGAAUAGACGGAGUGAAAGGAGUGUGGCAGUGGGAUCAUAAAUUGCUUUCCUUCAGCAAAGCUCUUUGUGUCAUGCUCCUCACACAGAUGCUUCAAACAGCGCAGCUGGGAUUCACCCCUUCUUCAAGUGUCAAAAUGAGCUGAUUCGAACACUGAUGGUAAAUGGUGAAGGGCUGGGGGGAUGCUGAAUAUUGCACACAUUUACGUCUUCUUCUUUUUCUUCUUCCCAUUGUGAGCACAAUCAAAAGCAAAGAUUCUCUUUAUUUACUUGAAAAAGAUCUGUUAAACAUUUUCCCCACUUCUGCCACCCGCAUACUCAUCAUGGUCUUUCUGCUCCAGCAUCUUUCCGUCUGGAGUUUAAACACAGUGUUGCACUGAUGUCUGCCCUGUCAGCCAUGAUGAACACUUUUUCUAGGGUCUAGAACCUGUUCGAGGCACUUUCUUUUCCAGUUAAAUAGCAAGCAUCAGUAGUGUAAAUACGAGCUCAAAACCCUCCACGGUUCUUGUCUGAAGUUUGCUUUCUGCUGCUUUAGUUGUUUCAGGUCAUGCCUUCAGCUCAGCGCGGGCUCUGCCAGUUCAUGAUCCAGAUGUUCUCAGUGUGCAAAAGGAGUCGGAUGGCCCUUAAGGCAGCCGAGGUGAACGCCCAAAACCUUAACCCCUUGAUAGAGGUUGUCAGAGCAAGCUCCCCCAUCAAGGGUGAUAGGGAAGCUGUGGAAGCUAGGGGUGGAGAGUCAGGAAAGGGUGUAAGAGAAUUAAGGAUUUGAGCAUGCACUGUAGUAGGUUGAACGCAGAGGUCUUCGCUGAGCAUUCUCUCCUUUGUGAGUGGUGAAUUCCUUUGUAGUGUGUGACCUCUUCAAGGAUUGCAAACAUCUUUUUGAAUUGACAUGCAAAAAUUCUCCAGUCUCUGAAAUGUGGUGACCAUAGCAGGACAGCUUUUUGAGAUCUCGCAACCGAGAGUACCCUGCGUGGCUGCUGUAGGUGGAGAUUCCACUUGGUUGUCAUUUCUUCCACAUUCCCCUGUUAACUGCUCUCUGAAUUGAAAUUUUGCUUGGUGUGUUAGAAUUAAUUGCUUAAAUGAAAGGUUCGUAGGGCAUCUAAUAGCAGUUGAAAAUCUGAUCACUUCUUGCAUGUCUUUAUUGCAUAGAGAGAUACUGUGAUCCCACUGUUCCUGUGCCGGACGUGCAUACCAAGGAGGAUCUUGGUCCCUCUGUUGGUUUUAUGGGAUGUUGCUGUGCCUUCCUUAUCCAGGGAAACAGGCUUUCAACCAAAGAAAGAGUUUUAUACAUGAUAUUUGGGAUGUGUCUUGGAGCAGCCCUUCUGAUCGGAGUUUCUUGACCAUUUCUUGUUCCUGGUGAGGCAUGAUGCUUCUUCAGGAGACAAAGUGUACAGCCCAGGCGAGCUAAAAAGUACUUAUUGCAACCCCUGAAAAGAGAUUUUAGCUCGAACCAUUCAGUUUGUUCUCUGCAGAGUUAAAACUAGUUAAGACCAAACUGGAAUGUUAGCAGCAUGCUGUCCUCUACCAACCACUCGUUCAUGAAGUAUCAUUGAAGUUGCAGCCAGAUUAUAGUCCUCCUUGUGAUUAUUUUUUCUUUCCCCUAAUUUAUAGGCACCUGUUAGUUCCUCAGACAAAUUCUGAUACGGGCGUCUCUUCCCCAGCAGUUCAGACAUUAAAAUUGCGUUUUAUGAGCUACUUUUGUCAUUAUGUCUGCUUAGGUUUAUUUUAUGUCUAGAUCUAUUGACUUUUCAGUACCAAAAAUAGAGUGUGAAAAUAGUUUUCCAUCAUGCUGAUAGAGAUACAGCGACACGUUCUGCAGCGCUAUGGUUGCUGUUCGAAACCCAGAGAUAGAUGGUUUGGUAAUUGUUAGUCUUGCAGCUCAUUAACGCCUACUCUGGCUUUCCCUGCUAUGAAUUCUGAUUCUUGUUUUAUAUCAGAACCUGUAGCCUUCAACUGCUGUUCAAGCUUAGUCAAUUUAAUUUCUGGCAGCUAUUUUUGACCUUACAACGUUAAAGAAUAGUUUGCCUUCAUCAACCUGAAUACCUGUCAAGGGAACAAUUGGAAAGUAUGUUUUAAAAUAGUGCUAGAUACCGAGAGCGAGGAAGGUCCUUCUAGUGUAAUGUUUUCUUCCAGAGGUAUUAAAUGGUGAUGUAAGGCUUUUAAUCCCUUAUCUGAUGAUUAAAAGUAGAGUGCCUAAAAAAAGAACAACAAAAUCAGUCAAAGAGCUACCACCUUUAGUACACCUUCAGGUUAGGAAAUUGGAAAUCAUAUCUUGGAAGCUGCUGUGACGCAUCUAAAUAACACGGACUGUAAAAUCAUAUAUCCUGAUUUUCAGCCUUAAAAUGCUUUCUGCUGAGAAAGGCGGUUUGUUCUCAUUCUGCACGGGAAGACUGUAAACCUUGGGUGGGAAACACUAAAAUAGCAUCCCUCUCCUCUGCAGCAGCAGGGGCGACGGCCUCGCUCUGUGCUGAAGCAGCAGCAGCAGCUCUGCCCGGCGCACCUCGUGCGGAGCCGUCGUGGGGUUGUUACCAGAUCUCUGAGCUUUGCUGUCCAGAACGGGAACAGUCCUGGAGAUGUUGUUCAUACAGGCAUCUUUUGUUGCAAGGGAAGUUAACUGGAGUUUAAUACAGGAAAUUCCUUUUUUUUGCUAAAAUACCAUCGGUUGAGCAUAACCCAUUUAGGAUAAGCUUUUUACCCAUCAGUGAUAAAUGUUUAGGAAACAUUAGUGGGCCGUGGGGGGACAGGCCACUGUGAGUGGCAUGCGCUUGGCACGUGUAGGCUUGGGUUUUCUGCCCCCAGAACUGAACGUCUGAGGGGUUUGCUGGCGUGGCGGUGGGGCAUCCGCCGCAGGGUGCAGCCGGGAGGGACUCGCUUGCCCAAGUGUCGUCUGUGGCGUGGGGAACUUGUGUAAGAGGCAGCACUUACUGGGCAGCCACUUCCCUUAAAUGGUUUUUCCAGAGGUAUUACGUUGUCUUGCACUUGCUGUGUCCUUUCUGAAGCUCUGGUGUUUUGUUAGUUCUUGAGUGAGUACUGAAAGGCUUGCGUAAAAAUGGAUGUUAGAGAAGAGAGAGAUUGUUGUUCAUAUUUAAUGAUCUGAGGAUAAAAUUAAAGCAGUCUAUUUAGGAAUGAUGUUUUCUGUUUCAGGAGGGCGUGUUACAGUGAUUUUUCACGUGUCUUUGCCAGACUUAGUUUCUUCUGGUUUUCUCUGUGCUGGCUCCAGUGUCCACAUUUGGUGUGCCUUGUUGGACAGCUUCUUUUUGUACUUUGUGGCAAGGAGGGGAGGCUAUGCUGAAACUUCCACUGCAUCUCCGAGUCAUGGUGUAAGCUUGGAUUCCUCCUUUCUACUCUUGCAUUCAAGCUGCCGCGGAUCAUGUUGCUGUUCUACUGCUGCAGCUCUGAACUCCAGCCUGUGCUGCUGUGGGACCUCUUGUGCGCAAGGUUCUUCUCUUCAUUCUACCUGAUGCUUCAUCCUCUGAGCCAGGUUGGCUCUGGAUCUCUCUCUGCAUCAAUUUAAGCUCUUCAACUUGCAGACGGUGCAGGUGCCAACAUCCGAACUCCCAGGCGGGUUUGUGGCCACUGUAUAUUCCACCAUUUCACCUUCCCUCUCCCUGUGCCAGGGUUUUCCCACUCUUGCUACACUCUUCUAAUCUCCUUCCUCAGGCGGCUGAGUGCAGCAGUUCCUUUUGCCCAUCAGAAAGCAAGGCACGGCGAAAGAAAAGCAGGCAAGGGGAUGGCAGGGUGGCUGAGCUGAGGCGGGAGGGGAGGUGUGACUGCGGUUUGAUCCUUUGCCCCUUACUCAGCCGCUGAAGCCCAGCCUUUGAAAGAUGAUCAGCCCCGAUUCCCAGCCCAGGGAGCAUCUUCCUUUGCAGCCCUACUGCUGGACAAGCCCGAGGUGGUGGCAGUGGCUCUGGGCAGAACCGGGACAGCUUGUUGAGGAGGCGAGAGCAGCAGUGCUGCUCGUUUUCCAACAUACAUUUCCUUCUCUCAUCUCCCUUGGCAGUGCAGGAAACCGUGCGCACAGCGGAGGCAGGGGUGCGCGCACUCGCUUGCUCGAAACACUUGUCUCUCUCUGGCAUGUUCUUGCAAGUGGUGUCUCACCUGUGGAGGUACAGCACUGACAUCACUGACCCGGUCCUUCCAGCACGCUUUAACAAGAUGGUUACAUUUUGGGAAGAAAUCUAUAGAAACAAGGUAGUUUCCAUGUUUUGAGAGGGAGGAGUUGCUUGCAAGAGCAGAAGUCAUUCUUAUUUUAAAUAGAACAUUUAGCUGCUGCCAGCGUCCAGCAAAACAUUCACAACCUUCCGAUUAUGUCUUCCCGAAUGAUUUUAUUGUAAUACAUGGUCACAUUAAUUUGUGCCCCGUUUGGGAUGUUUUUCUGUUUUAAACUUUUUCCUUAACUGAUUGUUUGCAUUUUUAUUUAAAAAAAGAACCCAUUCAGUUAGGGAACAGGGCCUGGGGAAGGGAGGGGGGUUAAUGUCAUCAGAUGACUUCAAGCUGUCUCUGAAAAGCAUUUGAAAAUUUUCUUUGCACUUUAAACUUUCCGUAAGCUUUGUGAUUGUAGCAUGCUUACAGCCCUCAGCAAGAACAGUCUUUGCAUUUGGGAGAGGAAAAAAACCCUUCAAAUAUUUGUAGAUGCCUUAAAGCUUUAGGUGAGGUAUUUGAGCACUGAUUGUGCCUGCCAUUUGGUUUUCUUCCCGGAAAGCUGUGCUGAGUGUGUGAGCAGACACAACCGUCGGCAGAUAUUUUUGAGCAAGCACUGGGGCUGGCGGAGGCUGCUGUUGCAGUAUGCCGCGGGUCUGAGGCUGGAAUUUGUAAUGAACUAAGCUAAAUGAGCCAGCAGCCCCCGUGCCUGUACAGCUGUCUAGGCUGACACCUUCCCUUUUUAUUUUUUCCCCCAGAAAUGGAUUUAUUCGCUGUUUUGCUCGUGCUAUAAUGAGUUUUCUUUCUUUAAAGAAAGAAGCCGGGGCUGGUGUAGAGUAUCCUAUGAGUGUCUCGUUGCAUUAAAGGAAACAAAAUUCUCUGCUUGAAUGCUUCCCUGCUGGACCAGCUGACACGUGCAGGCAUGGCUCAGGGGACACGGGAGCAGCGGGCAUCUGCUGCUGCCCCUGAUGGUUGCUGAGAUGGCUCUGAGGCUCCUGUUUGUCUCAAAGCUGUGCUGGGUGCCCGAUGUCAGGCUGGCUUCUGAGGUACAGCACGGCACCCAGCGCUGCUUUGCAGGUAUGAUGCACUACGCUGCUCAUACGCGCUUCUGCCGGCAAAGCAACCCAAGCCGUGCACGGGGGAAAGGAUCACGCAUGCACCAUGAGCGCAGUUGUUUUCAGACCGCCUGCCAGGCAGCUGGCUGCUGGUAAUGUUGCCUGCAUCUGCGGGAAGAGUUGGGGAAAACCCUCUUUGGCCCAGAUCAAAUCCUUGCUGCUGCUCCCGAGACGCAAGGUGUUUCCUUCCCCUCACUUUCUGCUCUGUUCCUGGCUGUGCACGCGUGACAGCUCCUGCUGUCACCAGUUGUGGAGGAGACCUGGGCUGUGCGGGAGAAGGGCUCCCUGCGUCUUGGACAGGUACCCGGUGCAGGUCCCCUGAGCAGAGACUGCCACCCUGUGAACUGCACCAGCACAUCCCUUCUCCACCAUUGCUUCUGGGCAUCGGGUGCACCCAUUUACUCCCCCCAGGCCCCUUCAUGCUUUUAUCAGUCUGCUGAGACCAGAUUUGAAAGGGCUGGCAGGGCUUCUGAAGUGUGCUACUGCUGAAGUUUUAAGAACAGCAGAAGUUUGAACCUGUGAAAACAUUUUCCUAGUGCCUUACGUUUGUGAGCGUUGUGCAAUGGGCGUAGCUGAGGUGGGGCAGACAAGGAGCAACUUCAGCAGCGUGGCUCCCCGUCCGUGGCAGCCCUCUCCCGCUCCCCUCGCAGGGUCAUGGCAAGCCGACACACGGGCUGUAGCAGCACGGGGAGCUUUUAAAACCCUUUGAGGUCUGGGGUUGUAGAAGCCUUGCGCUGGGUGGUCUGCCUUUGAGAGGAGCGGUGGUCUCGCAUCUGCUGGUUUUGGGUUCAAAGGGGUUUGGGAGAGACGGAGCUGCUCUGGUACUGGACCCCAUGGGAGGACAUGGACAGUUGUUCCCAAGUGCACAAGUCAGGGUGAGUUUGCUGCUCUCCACUGAGGCCGUGUUGUUACAUACGCUGUAUUUAUAUCGUGCUUUAUUUCAUUUGAUAUUUUGGUUGGCUUAAAUGUUGCUAGGUUUGUAUAUUAAUAAAGAGGCAUUUUAACUA